GCGAGGAAUCAUCUGGUCAAAGGUACAUACCAUUCCAGCAGGAUGGGCUAGAAUAGUAGCUGUAGCCUUAGAAUAAAUAUAAAAGAGUUCCUAGCUAGCCCGUUGUCCUCUUUCAUGAGUAGUUGGAUUUUCACCACCUCGGAGACCGUCCAUUAGAAGACUGGAGACCGUCCAUGGAUAUUCAUUAGAACAAGACUGAAGAUUGAUCUUGACAAACAUGCCACUACUUCUCCCGCAACGGCCCGAACUCCACCACGCAGUUGGACCAUGGCUGCCCGUGCGCCUUUUCGCUGCUGCCGCGCUUACGGUCGUCAAUUUCGUGACGGCGCAGAUGGGCAGUUCGACGGAGACAACUACGCCAUUCUCAGUAGAAGAGUACGGUAUGGUUGGGGCUACGGGUUUUGAUAACGCGUACUACCAAGCCUAUCAAUAUCGGGGGAGUCGAAUCUUGGAGCACGGAUCAGUGGCGUAUCGGAGCUUCCGGUGGACACAGAGCGGGGACGUUUCUAGCGAUGGUAAGCAUCUUAUAGGCCUAGUAGAUAUUCUACUUGACGCCAUUAGUAUACUUCUUGGUGGAGGAGAUAUCAAUCCUUGGUUCUUCCACAUGGCGGUCCUUGAUGAAUGUGGAAUGAUGGCCUUGUGGUUGCACCUUUAGAAGGUUCUCAUUACUUUAAACUGCUUCGACGUUACUUCAUCUUUCUACUUCCCAAGGUUUCGCCUACCUUGUGGAUAACUCAUACCAUGCUUCAUCUUUCUACUUAACAAGGUUUCGUCUAUCUUGUGGAUAACUCAUACCAUGUGGUGCUGGAACUGGCGCCAAACACGACGCGGGCAGGCACAACCUAUGUCUCCUGGCCAGCGCAAUAUCGUGUGCUUAGUGCUAUGACUGGAUUCGGAGACAGUUUUCACGAACUUCUGAUAUAAGAAGAGCAGUUAGAAGAUUCCUUUUUAUCAUUAACAAGGCGUAUGGUGCGCCUGUUGGCUUUACCCUAGUAGAGCUUACUGUCAGAGUAAGCAGGUCCUCUAGUACCAGGUUGAGGACGCGAAGGAAUCAAUGUCAAUCUAGUGAACAAUCUAUCAAUAUCUUUUCGUCUAAUAGCCGCGCCUACGGGAGAUCAGGUUACUUUGAUGGCAUCUACGCCAAGUCUCUUUUCAACGGACCUAUGGGCAUUUCGAUUGGGAAAGUUGGAAUUUACAUUAUGUCUUGGCGGCCAUUGACUUUGACAUCUCAGGAGCAGGAGCUACAACAAAGCUCCUACUUGAUCAUUCGUACUUAAUCAAGAAGGAAGGACAGCAUCAUAGAAGACGAGCUGCACAGUAUUUCCAAGAUUUACCGUCCGCGUCUCUCCUUCUCUCGACUCUAGUGCUCCUACAACAACUUCUAACUCCUUCGCGGACACUCGCAACCAUGCUUUGCGCCUCCUGA
Messenger RNA from Amoebophrya sp. A25, 1426 nucleotides. The record is from the annotation of a GenBank genome assembly. Lineage: Eukaryota; Dinophyceae; Syndiniales; Amoebophryaceae.